Molecule: messenger RNA, 159 nt
Organism: Colletotrichum aenigma
Lineage: Eukaryota; Fungi; Ascomycota; Sordariomycetes; Glomerellales; Glomerellaceae
Exons: 1
Coding region: 1-159 (52 amino acids)
Source: RefSeq, a predicted model, not a curated record
AUGAUGGACAGGGAACUCAUUCGGAGGGCGGCGACCACCAAGAUGCGCAAUACUACAGAGAUCACCUCGUCAGAAAAGCCAGAAGCGCAACGAAACAAAAGAAUAGCAUGUCAUAACGUUAAGCCAAGGAGGAAUGGGCCUACGUUGAGUGAGGAAUGA